Messenger RNA from Beta vulgaris subsp. vulgaris (sugar beet), 2295 nucleotides. RefSeq names its product dihydroxy-acid dehydratase, chloroplastic. Gene Ontology annotation, molecular function: dihydroxy-acid dehydratase activity. The record is from RefSeq and is a predicted model, not a curated record. Gene Ontology annotation, biological process: branched-chain amino acid biosynthetic process. The transcript has 15 exons. Gene Ontology annotation, cellular component: chloroplast stroma. Lineage: Eukaryota; Viridiplantae; Streptophyta; Magnoliopsida; Caryophyllales; Amaranthaceae. Bases 207 to 2048 code for a protein of 613 amino acids.
CUUCUUCAAUCCCACUAUCCCAGUAGCACACCUGCGCAGCAGCCCUCACUCACUUCACUCACUCUAUAAUUCUGUGUGUGCGUGUGUUCGCCAUAUUUGUUUAACUUCCCACAGAAAAAACACACACAUAACCUUAAAAUUUCCUCUUCUUUCAUUCCCUGUAAUUGAAGUUCAACAACUGCUAAAAAAAGGUAGAAUCAACAAAAAUGCAAACUGCUCUUGUCAUCCCAAAUGUGGGGUCGAAUUUUGCAUCUCCCUGUGUUCCUAGACGAGUAGUUGCAAGUCCUCAAUGUCUUCGCCCUUUAAAAUGUGUUGCUGCAGUCACAAGCCCAACAGCCGAACCACCUGCAGCAGUGACAUCAGAAUCCACAGGCAAGCUCAACAAGUACAGCUCUCACAUUACUCAACCCAAGGCCCAAGGUGCCGCACAAGCUAUUCUUUAUGGAGUUGGACUCUCAGAAGAAGAUAUGAGCAAACCUCAAGUUGGUAUUUCAUCAGUUUGGUAUGAAGGCAACACUUGUAAUAUGCACCUGUUAAAGUUAGCAGAAGCAGUGAAAGAAGGAGUUGAAGAGACCGGGAUGAUCGGUUUUAGGUUUAACACUAUUGGUGUUAGUGAUGCUAUCUCUAUGGGUACAAGAGGCAUGUGUUACAGUUUGCAAUCACGAGAUCUCAUAGCUGAUAGUAUUGAGACUGUUAUGUCUGCUCAAUGGUAUGAUGGAAAUAUCUCUAUUCCUGGAUGUGACAAAAAUAUGCCAGGUACAAUCAUGGCUAUGGGACGCCUUAAUAGACCAGGCAUCAUGGUCUAUGGUGGUACAAUAAAGCCUGGUCAUUUUCAAGGCCAGACCUUAGACAUCGUUAGUGCGUUUCAGGUUUAUGGGGAAUAUGUUACUGGAGCUAUCAAUGAUGAGCAGAGAAUGGAUGUCCUCCGUAACUCCUGUCCUGGAGCGGGAGCUUGCGGUGGAAUGUAUACUGCAAAUACAAUGGCAUCAGCUAUCGAGGCUAUGGGAAUGUCUAUUCCUUACAGCUCAUCAACACCAGCAGAAGACCCUUUGAAGCUAGAUGAAUGUCGUCUUGCUGGAAGAUAUCUCCUUGAUCUGCUUAAAAUGGACUUAAAACCACGAGACAUAAUUACGGAGAAAUCUCUGCGCAAUGCAAUGGUUGUGGUGAUGGCUCUUGGUGGGUCCACCAACGCUGUAUUGCAUCUUAUUGCUAUUGCAAGGUCCGUUGGUGUGAACUUAACUCUCGAUGACUUUCAGAAGGUGAGUGAUCAGGUUCCAUUCCUUGCAGAUCUUAAGCCAAGUGGCAAAUACGUCAUGGAAGAUGUGCAUAAGAUUGGUGGCACACCUGCAGUGAUUCGCUAUCUUCUUGAGCUUGGAUUCUUAGAUGGGGACUGCAUCACUGUUACUGGAAAAACACUGGCUGAAAAUGCCAAACUCUUCCCACCCUUGGCUGAAGGCCAGAAAAUUAUUCGAUCAUUAUCAAACCCCAUAAAAGAAACAGGGCAUAUUCAGAUAUUGUAUGGGAAUCUUGCUCCAGAAGGCUCUGUAGCAAAAAUAACGGGAAAAGAGGGAUUAUACUUUUCUGGUCCAGCCUUUGUUUUUGAAGGAGAAGAAGCUAUGAUUACUGCAAUUUCAGAAGAUCCCCAGAGUUUUAAGGGAAAAGUAGUAGUGAUUAGAGGAGAAGGGCCCAAAGGUGGACCUGGCAUGCCUGAAAUGCUGACACCAACUAGUGCUAUCAUGGGAGCAGGACUUGGGAAGGAUGUAGCUCUACUAACUGAUGGAAGGUUUUCAGGAGGUUCACAUGGAUUUGUUAUUGGUCAUGUUUGCCCUGAAGCUCAAGAUGGUGGACCUAUAGGUCUAGUGCAGAAUGGAGACAUCAUCACAAUUGACAUCGAGAAAAAGAGAAUGGAUCUUCAAUUGACAGCCGAGGAGAUGGAGGAACGAAAGAGAAAGUGGACCGCACCAGCAUAUAAGACUAACAGAGGAGUACUGUACAAGUACAUCAAAAAUGUGCAGUCGGCUUCCAAGGGUUGUGUCACUGAUGAGUAGCCAUGCGAACUGCCUUAAUAAUCGGAAUAGAAAACAGUGCACCUUUUUUAUGAUUCUGGUCGUUUUCUAUAUUCAACUUCUGCUGUGGCUCGGGAUAAAGAAAUCCCGAAGAUGUGUAGGUUUGAGCUUUUUGUUUAUCGAUUAUAGUUUUAGUGCUUGUAACUUGAUCUGUUGUAUGUUUAUGAGAUUAAGUACUCUUGUAACGGACGGGAGUGAAAUUCAUUGAAGUUUUUCUUCUUUGUCUCAA